CUGCUUCUCCCACUCCAAUCCAAACACGAGAAUCGACCACAAUGCCUCGAUUCGCACAGAUUUUCACCGCGGCGCUGGCCGCCGUGAGCACCGUCUCCGCAGGCGCUGUUAUCGAUCUGACGCCCAAGAACUUCGACAAGGAAAUCCUCAAGUCGGGCAAGCCAGCACUCGUCGAGUUCUUUGCGCCAUGGUGCGGUCACUGCAAGAGUCUUGCGCCUGUCUACGAGGAAUUGGCUGCCAGCUUCGAGGGAGCCAAGGACAAGGUCAUUAUUGCGAAGGUUGACGCCGAUGAGCACAAAGAGCUGGGCAAGAAGUACGAGAUUCAGGGCUUCCCUACAUUGAAAUGGUUCGAUGGAACGGGCAAGUCGAAGCCUGAGGACUACAAGAGUGGCCGUGAUUUGGACAGCCUUACUGCAUUCAUCACUGAGAAGACCGGAGCCAAGCCAAAGAAGUCGAAGACUGCGGCUAGCCAGGUGGAAUACCUUACCGACUCCUCGUUUGAGGACAAGAUUGGCAAGGACCAGGAAGCCAUUGUCGCCUUCACUGCUCCAUGGUGCGGACACUGCAAGACCCUCGCUCCUACCUGGGAGAAGGUCGCAGCUGACUUCGCUAGCGAGGACAACGUUCUCGUUGGCAAGGUCGAUUGCGAGGCACCAAACGCCAAGGCCACCGCUGAGAAGUACGGCGUCAAGUCAUAUCCAACCAUUCUCUAUUUCCCUAAGGGCUCCACCGAAUCGCAGCCAUACAGCGGUGGCCGCAGCGAGGAGGAUCUGGUUUCGUUCUUGAACGAGAAAGCCGGCACUUUCCGCGCACCAGGUGGUACCCUCAACGCUCUUGCUGGGGUCAUCCCAUCUCUCGAAUCCACUGUCGCCAGCCUCCAAACCGGUGGUGAGGCAGCAUACAACGAGCUGGUCAAGCAGGCCGGCAAGCUCCAGGGCAAGUAUGCCGAGUACUACGCCAAGGUGGCAAAGAAGCUCCAAGAGAACACCGAAUACGCGCAGAAGGAAUCGACGAGACUCACAAACCUCAUCACCAAGGGCGGUCUCGCACCGGAGAAGUUGGACGAUUUGACCAGCAGGAAGAACAUUUUGAGCGUCUUCUUGGGCAAGACUGCCGAGGGCGCAGAGAGUGUCAAGGAGGCUGCUGAGAGCGCCAAGUCGGAGCUGUAGACGUGCAGACUGUAUGACUUUGUGGUAUGCGUACAACAACAGCAAAGUAGACUAGGUUGCUCACGCACACAGUCUCGUCUGUGAUGCGAAGCAAAUCUAGAUAUCAUGACUUGAAUGACAGCACAUUCUUGAUUUGGCAGGUCCCUCCACGAGACAGCCACAGUAGUUGAGUGGAUUCGAAAGUUCUUUGCUCGACAACAGUCGCAUACUUCCUGGCGGUUCGACGCGCGACCUGGAGGCCACCACGUACUGUAAAGUUCCAGUCGCUGCUGC
Molecule: messenger RNA, 1442 nt
Organism: Cercospora beticola
Lineage: Eukaryota; Fungi; Ascomycota; Dothideomycetes; Mycosphaerellales; Mycosphaerellaceae
Product: protein disulfide isomerase family protein
Biological process (GO): protein folding
Cellular component (GO): endoplasmic reticulum
Molecular function (GO): protein disulfide isomerase activity
Source: RefSeq, a predicted model, not a curated record